Molecule: messenger RNA, 432 nt
Organism: Rhinocladiella mackenziei CBS 650.93
Lineage: Eukaryota; Fungi; Ascomycota; Eurotiomycetes; Chaetothyriales; Herpotrichiellaceae
Exons: 1
Coding region: 1-432 (143 amino acids)
Source: RefSeq, a predicted model, not a curated record
AUGCUGAAAAUAUUGCCACAUAUUGUUCAACACCUGGAAACCAGCAAUGUUACCAACCUGGAUGACGAGACCAAGGAAGUGUUCAGGAGCUUAGUCGCCUUCGAGAAGACCAAACAGGUCUUCGGGAUUGCGGACGAGGAACGAACCGCGGUCAGACUCAUCCAUGACAUUAAACAGAAAGGAUCUAAGGCUCAGUAUUAUACCCUGUUCAAACAAUUCUCUGCCAAGUUCGACGGGAACGACGAAAUGUACACAGUGGCAUAUUACAACGACCUGAAUGAUAGGGUCAAAGAUAAAAUGGACAUGAUACCGAAAACCUAUCAAAAAUUGGUUGACGAAUCCAUCAAGAUCAACAACCGUCCGUGGAACGACUCCAAAAGAGGAAAGGUUGAACAGGGAAGCUGUCGAACAAAGGUCUCAUUGAAUGACUGA